AUGCUUGACCUCAGUGACGAAGCAGGUGGUGUGCCAAGGUAUGUUCUUCAGAUACCAGCAUCCAUUAUUCGUCAGGAAAAUCCCAAUUUCAAGGAUCAACCAGUCAUUCUCAAUAAUCAGGAUGUGAUUAAGAAAAGUGGCCAGACACUUUCUACCAAGAACAAUGCCUCUGGUUAUAUUUUUGAUAAAAUCCAGAAAAAACUGGAGGAUGGUAGAUGGAGCAAUCUAUUUCUAAAAAUUCAAGAUCCUGAUGACUCUUCCAGCUCAAGGGGGAUUAUGUUUGAGUCACAUGUGCUCCACCUCUUCAAGCUCAGUGGUCAAAGUUCGAAUCAAGGAGACUUGGAGAAAACGAGAAUGAUCCGGUCAGAUAAAUUAACUAUAGCAACAAAACCAACUACAAAGUAUAUCCAAUAUGCAAACCAGCUCAUAGGGUAUAAUGAGGAAGACAUAAUUAUCAAACCAACCAUAAGAAAUUUCAGUGCGUAUUCUUAUGCCGAACUGUGUCUCCAAAACACCCCAUGA
This is a messenger RNA of Paraglomus brasilianum, 522 nucleotides long. The record is from the annotation of a GenBank genome assembly. NCBI's taxonomy places the organism in Eukaryota, Fungi, Glomeromycota, Glomeromycetes, Paraglomerales, Paraglomeraceae.